AUUAGUAUUCCCACGUAGACAGCCUAAUGUGUGUGGUAGGAGUAAAAGAGCACUAAUAUCUUAAGCAUAAAAGGAAAAGCACUGAAUACCUUUUCAGUGCGCAGCUGCUGAUACUUUCUGGCAACACACUCUUAGUAGCGAGGUCGAGGACGUUGUUCUCAAGGUUUUAAGCAGUUCCAGAUUUUUUAUCAUAUCAGUUUAAAGAAUUUCUGAGAGACUACAUUCUGGACUCGAAUGUGCAUGGUGUAUGUACAUGAUACUACCGAGCAAGUCAAGCUAAAAUGGAAUCUGAUGCACUGGCAUGGGGAGACAAACUCGUACUGAGGGGAUUGUCAUUUCAUGGCUUCCAUGGAGCAAAGCCAGAAGAAAGGAAACUAGGCCAGAAGUUCGUGGUAGAUAUAGAUGCUUGGAUGGAUCUUGCAGCUGCUGGAAAAACUGAUCACUUAUCAGAUACAGUCAGUUACACAGAAAUAUAUGAUAUAGCCAAGGAAAUUCUGGAAGGGUCACCUCACAACCUUCUGGAAUCAGUGGCCCAAAAAAUUGCAAUAACUACUCUGACAAAUCAUAAAGAAAUUUUAGCUGUUCGAGUGAAGGUUGGAAAGCCUCAUGUGGCAGUUCGAGGUCCAGUUGAGUACUUAGGCGUUGAGAUUUAUAGACGGAGGAGCGAUUUGUCAGGCUAAACUUUCAUAUUUGUUUUGGUUCCAUUCUCAUAUUUACUGCUGCAGAGCUUUUAACUCUAGAUAUUUCCAAACAAUGCAAAGCACCUUAUUAAAUUUUAA
Vigna angularis (adzuki bean) is the source of this 779-nucleotide messenger RNA. RefSeq names its product dihydroneopterin aldolase 2. Bases 282 to 680 code for a protein of 132 amino acids. Gene Ontology annotation, molecular function: dihydroneopterin aldolase activity. The transcript is spliced from 5 exons. Gene Ontology annotation, biological process: folic acid-containing compound metabolic process. The record is from RefSeq and is a predicted model, not a curated record. Lineage: Eukaryota; Viridiplantae; Streptophyta; Magnoliopsida; Fabales; Fabaceae. Gene Ontology annotation, cellular component: cytoplasm.